This is a messenger RNA of Cyclopterus lumpus (lumpfish), 3213 nucleotides long. RefSeq names its product apoptosis inducing factor mitochondrion associated 1 (gene aifm1). Lineage: Eukaryota; Metazoa; Chordata; Actinopteri; Perciformes; Cyclopteridae. Gene Ontology annotation, molecular function: FAD binding; NAD(P)H oxidase H2O2-forming activity; protein dimerization activity. The coding region runs from base 471 to 2825 and encodes 784 amino acids. Gene Ontology annotation, biological process: mitochondrial respiratory chain complex assembly; apoptotic process. The record is from RefSeq and is a predicted model, not a curated record. The transcript is spliced from 23 exons. Gene Ontology annotation, cellular component: mitochondrion; cytoplasm.
AGUUACCAAAGAGUCUUGAAGUAAAGAUUAGUACCCGGCUGAGACUCGAUGUAAGAGCAUUUAAUAGAGUACGAAUCUAACAUAACAUAACAAUUAACUACAUAGCUAUUGACUGUAUGAUCAGAAAAAAAUGUGAUCCACCAUAGGACAAACACAACAACAAAACAAUGACAAGUCGCGGUCAACACUGUCACUGAUAUCAUCGGCGACGCCAUCUUUUUUCUAAUGCCGUUAUGCUCCCUAGUUUUCCAGGGGUGACCAAUCUUCCGCAUUCAAAGAGUCUUUAUCAUUACCCAUGACUCCCCUGAAACGUUUGACCUGUCUCCUGUCUCUGGCCUUGGCUCGUAACGCGGUGCUGCUGUUUGUCAGUGCGUGCUGGCUGUAGGGUUUAAUUAACGUUAACUAGUUAGUGUUCGUGUCCGACGGGUCCGCUUGUAAACUGGGAGCCGUUACAGCGGAGCUGAGCCGCAAUGCUGAAAUGUAGAACUGUAUGGAAAAAGCUUGCACCCCUCGCUCGAGCCUCCUCAACUCUGUGCCGGCAGAAUGUGAGAAGAGCAGGGUUAAACAAUGGCAAAAUGCCAUCAUGUGUACCUGCGGGUCACAUGUCCACCGGGCCUGCAGGGGGAGGUAGAGAAAACCAGAUGUACUUUCUUCUGGUUGGAGUGACCUGCGUUGGUGGUGGAGUAUACGCAUACCGAACCAUCAAGGGAGACCACCAAAGAUAUCAGGACCGUAUUGAUGAAAUUUCAUCCAGACCACAUAAACAAGCCACAGAGGAACCAGCCAUACCCAUCCAAUCAGAGCCUCCUGCCGUCGCUGAGCCAGAACCUCAAGCAGCACUUUCACCAGAAGAGCCGAGCCCUCCCGCCCCUGAUGUGGAAAUACUGGCCCCCAUUGAAACAACAGAACCCCCCCCAGCAGAUGAGCCAAUGGUAGAAGCAUCUGCAGAGGAGGCAGCAGAACCAUCUGCAGCACCUGUAGUUGAGGAGGAACCAUCACCCCCCUCUGAGCCGUCCCCAGCUGAGCUUACAGAGCCGCCCCCUGCACCUGUGGCGGAGAGUGAACCUACAGCAGCAGCAGCAGAAAGCCUCGCAGCAGAGCCGACAGAGCCUCAACCGGAAGAGAGCGCAGAGGAGCCAGUCGUAGAAGCUCCCCCAGAAGAGGCAGCAGAACCAUCUGCAGCACCUGUAGUUGAGGAGGAACCAUCACCCCCCUCUGAGUCGUCCCCAGCUGAGUUUACAGAGCCGCCCCCUGCACCUGUGGCGGAGAGUGAACCUACAGCAGCAGCAGAAAGCCUCGCAGCAGAGCCGACAGAGCCUCAACCGGAAGUUGUGGCAGAAAGCGGAGACUCCCUACCGGCCUCUCUCCAGUUCCCCUCACACACACCCUACCUCCUUAUCGGUGGAGGUACCGCCUCUUUCGCUGCUGCCCGGUCCAUUCGAGCCAGAGACCCCGGUGCCAAGGUAUUGAUUGUGACUGAUGAGCCAGUCCCUCCAUACAUGAGACCCCCUCUUUCUAAGGAACUGUGGUUCUCUGAUGAUCCCAGUGUGACGGAAACACUGCGUUUCAAACAGUGGAAUGGAAAAGAAAGGAGUAUCUACUUCCAGCCACCAUCAUUUUACAUAAGUGCAGAAGAAUUAGAUGGUGCAGAAAAUGGUGGAGUGGCAGUUCUCACCAGCAAAACGGUGGUUCACAUGGAUGUGAGAGGAAACAAAAUCAAACUGGACGAUAAUACUGAGAUUUCAUAUGACAAGUGUUUGAUUGCUACAGGUGGUGUGCCUAGAAGUCUACAGGUCAUUGAAAGAGCAGGAGAGGAGGUGAUGAAGAGGACAACGUUGUUCCGCAAGGUUGAGGACUUCAAAUCAUUGGAUAAGGUCUCCAGAAACAUCAAGUCAAUCACAAUCAUUGGGGGUGGCUUCUUGGGCAGCGAGCUGGCCUGUGCCCUUGGCAGGAGAUCAACUGAGUGUGACCUGGAGGUGAUACAGAUGUUCCCUGAGAAGGGCAACAUGGGGAAAGUGUUGCCCGAGUACCUGAGCAACUGGACGACAGAAAAAGUCAAGAAAGAGGGUGUGAAAGUCAUCUCCGAAGCUUUGGUGAAAUCUGUGGUCUGCAAAGAUGAAAAAUUAGAAAUCCAACUGAAAGAUGGCCGAUUGGUGAAAACUGACCACAUUGUUGCAGCUGUUGGCCUGGAGCCCAAUGUUGAUCUUGCUAAGUCAGCAGGUCUGGAGGUGGACUCUGACUUCGGUGGCUUCCGAGUCAAUGCAGAGUUACAAGCUAGAUCCAAUAUUUGGGUGGCCGGAGAUGCUGCCUGUUUCUAUGACAUCAGACUGGGCCGCAGACGAGUGGAGCACCACGAUCACGCCGUUGUGAGUGGAAGACUAGCAGGAGAGAACAUGACCGGAGCCAACAAACCCUACUGGCAUCAGUCUAUGUUCUGGAGUGACCUGGGUCCUGAUGUUGGCUACGAGGCAAUUGGGAUCGUUGACAGCAGCCUACCGACAGUCGGAGUGUUUGCCAAAGCCACAUCCAAAGAUACACCGAAGGCUGCGACAGAGAAGUCAGGAACUGGGAUCCGGUCAGAAAGUGAAACGGAGGACACGGCCGUUAGCCCAGUGGCCUCUCCAACGCCUGCUCCCCCUGCGGUGCUGCAGAAAGACGAGUACGGAAAAGGAGUCAUCUUCUACCUGAGAGACAAAGUGGUGGUGGGCAUUAUCCUGUGGAACGUGUUCAACAGGAUGCCCGUCGCAAGGAAGAUCAUCAAGGAUGGAGAGCAGCACGUAGAUCUGAACGAAGUGGCCAAACUGUUCAACAUCCAUGACGAUUAAGAUGGUGGCCGGCGCCGAUUGUGAGGGGGGAGCAUCAUGUGAAGACUGAACUCUGGCAGCCAUCGCCACAGUCUUUAAGACACAACUGAUCAUACAUACAAAAUAGGAAGAUUCAUGUUAAAGAUUAUGAGAUAUUUUUCAUAUUUGUAUCCGCUGCACCGGUUUUUGUUUGUUUUCUUUAUUUUUCUAUCUAGGAAACAUUUGUCUCAUUUUCCACCCAGCGUUUUGCUCAUGCUUAAAAAUAAAUAACUAAAUUAUGGUCAAGAUAUGAUUGUCCUGCUUUUCCACACCAGGCUGAAAAUGCUGAGCAUGGAUUAUUGUUUUCCUCUGUAUGAUCAGGGCAGCUUGUCGUGAGAGAAGUUGCAAUAAAGGCUAUUUUUAAAAUGGA